AUGACAGACGAACACAAGACGUUUCAACGUCCCAAGCGGAUUUUUAUAAACAAAAUAGACACCUACUCGUCAAAAUAUAUCGCUCAGUAUCUGUCUACCUGCUCUGCUGGAGAAUCCUUUGAAGAAGAGUCUACACCUGAGGAGAGGUUUCAAAUUGUAGGGACUGUAAGCAAUAAAGAUGAAAAAAAGAGAAGCUUUGCUCUGGAAGAAUACUAUGCCUCAAAUCGAGACGAGCUCCUUCAACACCUGAUGGAUUGUGAUGUUAUUGUGUAUAAUAUCUCCGAAGAUGUUGAAGCGAUUGAUGAAGCAACAUGGGCUGUUUCAGCCCUCCAAAGUGAAAUUGAACACUUUACAUUUCCCAAGAUAUAUAUUUUGGUGUCAACGGUGAUGACCUGGGCAAAUACUAAACCAGCUGAUCCUGAUAGUCCUGAAAUUCCAGUGAAGGAAGAAGACUACACACGGAAGAAGCCACAUCCAAACUUCAAAGAGCAUGCUAAUGCAGAGAAGCUUGUAUUGAAUUUGGGGAAAAUGGAAAAGACCAAGCUCCGCACUUACGUUGUUGGUGCAGGGAUGCAGUAUGGCAUGGGAGAAGGCAUCUUCCACCACUUCUUUAAGACAUGCUGGCUUGGGGAGUUGAGCAGCAUCCCUAUACCAGAUCCAAGCACUAAUGUCAUCCCUACCAUCCACGUCAACGAUCUGGCUGGCAUCCUGCAAAACAUCAUCGAUCACAAACCCAAAAUGCACUACUUAAUUGCUGUGGAUGAUGCCCACAAUUCUUUGGAAGAAAUUGUUGAGGCCAUUGCAUAUGUUCUGGGUCCUGGAGAAGUUCAGAAAGUGCAUUAUGACAGUGUGCACCUCACAAAGGAACUUACGCAAACCGAUCUAGCUUGCCUAAGUAUAGACCUCCUCAUUGAGACCGUUUUGCCAAAAAGUCGGCUGAACCUGCACUGGUUGUGUGAAACUGGACUUGUUGAGAACAUCAACCUUGUUGUAGAGGAGUACAGACAGAUCAGACGUCUUCUACCAAUCAAGAUCUGUCUCCUUGGCCCGCCGGCUGUCGGGAAGAGUUCAGUCGCAGCACAACUGUGUAAACAUUACAAACUUCAUUAUAUUGGCGUUAAGGAAGCAGUUGAGGAGAAAAUAAAACUUUUGGAGGAAAUGCUACAACGGUGUGAGGAGAAUAAUGACACUGAGGGAUCAUUACAGGCUCAGGAACAGCUCAGCACACUGAAGGAUGAUCUUUCCCAGAAUCAAGGUCAACUUGCAGACCAUAAUGUUUUGGACAUCAUCAGAGAGAAGCUUUACUCAAAGCCGUGCAGGAAUCAGGGCUUUGUAUUGGACGGCUACCCCUGUACACACGAGCAAGCUAACAAACUUUUCAAUGAUGAGGAGAAGGAACCAGGGAUCUCCAGAUCACUUUUACUGCCCCAUGAUGAAAAGAUAUUACCAGAAUAUGUCAUUUCACUCGAUGCCACUGAUGAGUUUCUGAAAGAGCGAGUCCGGAACCUUCCGCAGUCUGUAGCAGAGGAGAUGCACUACACCCAGGACAAGUUUCUGCAGCGACUGUCCAUCUUCAGGGACGCAAACACGGAGGAAGUAUCGGUGCUUGACUAUUUCGAUGAGCUGGAGAUAGAUCAUGAACACAUUGAGAUCAACAGACUGGAUGACCCUGAAAACGAAGCGGUGAUUAAGAAAAUAAUCGAAGUGGUGGGAGAGCCGAGAAAUUACGGUCCCACCCCUGAGGAACAAAAGGAACAGGAGAGGAAACGUGCACUGGAGAAGCAGCAACGCUUCAUGCAGGAAGAAGCCGAGCGUGCACUCAGAGAGGCUGAGGAGGAGACCAGGAUGACCGCUCUCCUGGAGGAAUGGAACAGGAACAUGCUGGAGGUGAAAAAGCAGGAGCGUGAGUUACUGGAGGCACGCUCACUUCCACUGAGACACUACCUGAUGAAGUAUAUCAUGCCAGCUCUCAGAGAAGGACUUGGGGCCUGCUGCCAGGUGAAACCUGAUGAUCCCAUCGACUUUCUGGCUGAAUAUCUUUUAAGAAACAACACAGACGACUAGCUGUACACAGCGCAACUCAGUUUAAC
Tachysurus vachellii is the source of this 2090-nucleotide messenger RNA. RefSeq names its product adenylate kinase 7a (gene ak7a). Gene Ontology annotation, molecular function: AMP kinase activity; ATP binding. Gene Ontology annotation, biological process: nucleobase-containing compound metabolic process. The transcript is spliced from 18 exons. Bases 1 to 2064 code for a protein of 687 amino acids. Lineage: Eukaryota; Metazoa; Chordata; Actinopteri; Siluriformes; Bagridae. The record is from RefSeq and is a predicted model, not a curated record. Gene Ontology annotation, cellular component: cytoplasm.